UCACACAGCGGGCAAAUAUACCCGAAGUGUUGCUGAGCUACGUUCUCUCGCGUGUGAGCUGUGCGUUUGCGUAAUCAAUCUCCUGGCUUCACCGCUUCCGUUGUUAUAAGAUGUGUGGAAAAUACCCUCAGUCGCUUUUCUGUUUGUGACGUACUCUUCACGAUAAGCUAGAGAGCUCGCGCUUUCACCACUCUAGAGUAAUGGUGAACUGUUUCCUCCCAAACCACAGAGGCAUUAUUUAGAGCCUCUGUUUGAUAGCAAAUUACAUUAGUGGCAGUUCCUUCUGAUGCAGAGGGCUGGAGAAUAGUACAGUGAUGCACACUGAGGUACCCUGUGUCAAACUUGGGUUCAGCAAGAAAGAAACAGAGGGGAAGAAGAUAUAAUUUUUUUCUUCAAUAAAGUGAACACCCUGCAUCUCUUCUACAGAAAAAAAAGUUUAGGAGCAGCAGCAGAUUGGGAGCCUGAAGUCCUGUUGUUUAUAGGAGAUAGCAUACUACCUUGACCCAGCAAAGAAAGUGUGUUCAGCAGAUGAUGAGACUGUAGAAAUGAUGGCUUCAUGGAAAAGGGCUCCUUUCGUCCCUCUUCAAAAAUAUGACACAGUGCAAAUGUAUUUCUAAUGAAAGAUGAACACAGACAGUUCAAAGGACUCAUAGAUUUUUUGAUUGCUGAACCCUGCAUUAGACUUCAGUAACACCUAUCCCUGGUGGUGAUCAAGAUUCCCUAAAAAGACAAACUGUGGGAAUCAGAAGAGAAAAUGUCCCAGGAACUUGACCUCCACUUACUUAAGGGAUUGGAGCGAGAAGUUGUUUUAAAUGUCCUGAACCGUGACCAGAUGCUGAGAAAGGUGGAUGAAGAACGAAUAAGGAAACUGAAAAUGCAGCUGCAAGAACUUCGAUGGAAAGGGGCAAAAAGCAGAAACCAUGAAUAUUGGAAGAAAUCAUGUGCCCGCUGUCAGAAAUCUCUUGGAAUGCUGAUAAAUAGAGGUGCAGUGUGCAAUGGGUGCAGUCAUCAAGUAUGCUCCAGAUGUCGCAUCACUAAGAAUCCCUACCUGUGGAAGUGCACUGUCUGCUACGCUCAUGAGGAUAUUAAGGUGAAAAUGGGCGAGUGGUUCUUUGAGGAGCGAGCAAAGAAAUUUCCAGCUGAAGGUAGACAUGAAACUGUUGGCGCAAGGCUCUUGAAAUCUUUUGAAAGACUAAGUAACAUAUCGGUGGUUCCUCCAACUCCCCCUCCAUUUGCUGAAUCCACAAGUGCAGUGGAACUUGACCAGUGUAAAAGUUUCCACAGGUCUGUGGAAAACUUGUUUCUGUCAUUGACAUCACACAUGAAACUAAUUUCAAAGUCCCAGGAUGAUAUGACAGCUGAGAAAUGUCUACUAACAGCAGAUUAUGGGAAGCAAAUGGAUCCAAAGAAGGAGAGGAGAAGCCUGUCUGAUACUGCCAUUGACAUUGCAUCCAGGGUAAACAAUGCCCUAAGUCUUCAUCGGCUCAUAAGUGGGGAACAAGAUGCCAGUGGACUUGCUCCCAAAAGGAAUUCCAGCGAAGAGAUAAUUCCAUCUAGUGCCAUAAGUGAAACCAAAUUUUCUGCAGGCAUAAGACAUGGUAGUUCAUAUAGCAUUAACAGCACUUGCACUGAGGCUGGUGACUUUGAGAAGGCUGAUGUCAGUGGUGAAAUAGAAUUUGCUAUCAGAUAUAUCUUCAAAUCUGGCAUUUUAGAAGUAUGCAUCAAGGCCUGCAGGAACUUAGCGUAUGGAGAGGAGAAAAAGAAAAAAUGCAACCCGUACGUCAAGACUUACUUGCUGCCUGACAAAUCUGCUCACAGUAAACGGAAGACCUCUGUCAAAAAGAACACAUUGGAUCCAGCAUUCCAAGAAAUGUUAAAGUACAAGAUUGAAUACUCCCAGCUAGAAACACGACAACUUCAGAUAUCUGUGUGGCAUGCUGGGAUUUUCAGACAUAAAGUAUUCCUUGGAGAAGUGGUGAUACCAUUUGAAUCUUGGGAUUUUGAAGACAGUUCAGCUCAGUCAUUCAGUUGGCAUCAACUUAAAGCAAAGCCUGAACAGUCUGAAGAUAAUGUGGUCGAGUACAGUGGAGAACUUAUGGUGCGUGUAAAGCUGGCUUCACCUUCUCUGUAUAACAAGUUUCAAUAUGAAGAGCAGGUGAAAGAAAAUACAAAGCACUGGAUGCAAGACAGAGCACAUCCUGACUACCAGCUUCAUCUUAUAGUACUUGGAGCCAACAAUUUGCCUAUAAUAAGACCUGAUGGCCUACUGAACUCUUUUGUUAAAGGCUGCCUGUCUGUCCAGGGGCAAAGUGACUUCAGAAAAAGGACUCCUGUGCUGAAGAAACAAGCCCAGCCACAAUGGAAGCACUUGUUUGUCUUUAACGGGGUUACUGCAUCUCAGCUGCAGCUAUCUUGUCUGGACUUAACUGUCUGGGAUCAAGGACCAUUUGGUUUACGUGAUCAGUUCUUGGGUGGAGCAAGACUUGGAAAAGAAACAUCAACCAGUUCUGUGGAUGCAGCCUCCCAAGCAUGUCUUCAGUGGGAAAAGAUGCUGAGCAGCCCAGAUGUAUGGACAGACAUAAUACUUACACUGUCUGCUAAUGCCCCUGCAUUUAAAUUCUGAUCAGUCCUGUUCAGAAUAUCUCCUGCUUUAAGAACAAAUGGAAAGCUACUGGUAGCAUUGGACGUUGCCUGCUGAGACAAGUAUGGGAUGUUAUUUUAACCCCAAGAAAUAAAAGUCAUUAACAAAAAACUUCACAGUACACAAAUACACCUCUUGUCCAAGUCAAGGCUACACCCUUCAGUCCCAACCUUUUUCCUUCUCCAUUUCUAUGCUACUUUGACAGCCAUCAGCUUUGUUCUUCUUAAAUCAGUCUGGCUAAGCUUGCAAUUUCAGCAGGGCUGUACAAGUAAGAAUAUGCACUAAUAUUUCAUUAAUUGAGAUAUCUAGAACUACAGCCAAAACAUUUCAGCAUCUGAAGAAGUUUUUUUGCUUGUCAAAGUCCAAAAGCAGGAUCCUUCCAAAGAAGGUUUGAGAGAACCCUUUGUGUGGAUUAUAGAUACAAUAAAGCAAAGAGAA
Rhineura floridana is the source of this 3079-nucleotide messenger RNA. It is a transcript of the gene SYTL3, whose product is annotated as synaptotagmin like 3. The record is from RefSeq and is a predicted model, not a curated record. The coding region runs from base 755 to 2623 and encodes 622 amino acids. Gene Ontology annotation, cellular component: plasma membrane; exocytic vesicle. Gene Ontology annotation, molecular function: neurexin family protein binding; small GTPase binding. The transcript is spliced from 17 exons. NCBI's taxonomy places the organism in Eukaryota, Metazoa, Chordata, Lepidosauria, Squamata, Rhineuridae. Gene Ontology annotation, biological process: exocytosis; intracellular protein transport.